Messenger RNA from Rubroshorea leprosula, 964 nucleotides. The record is from the annotation of a GenBank genome assembly. Lineage: Eukaryota; Viridiplantae; Streptophyta; Magnoliopsida; Malvales; Dipterocarpaceae.
CCGGAUCUAACAAAUCAUGGCGUCGAUCUUCAUCAUCUUCUUUCCUUCAUUGCUGCCGAACCCCUCUCAUGGCCAUCGGACCACUUGCAGGCCAGAUCUAACAAACCACCGCAGCCCUCUUUUUUUUUUUUCCCUUGAUCAUUGCUUUGCUAUUUUUCCCUUUUUCUGUUCUUUCUUUGUGUUGAUGGUGAUUUCUGGUUGCAGGCAUUGAUCGAAAAGACCAAUCUUAACCCAAGAAAGAUUUGGGUAUGCUCCAGCUACUCAACUUUGGAGCCAUGAGAUGGAGGUUGAAGUCCCUUUUCGUACACUUUUGAUUAUGGUUAGGCUUUUUUACUUUAGAGUAUCAUUCUAGGCAAUGUGGAAAUUGUUUCAAAUGUUCUAACUAAAUGUUUUGCUUGAUAAGCAAAGCUUAGAGUUUGUUUGAAAAUGAUGAACAGUUCAAAGCUGUUGAAUGACCCAGAGACCGAGAGGAUCUUUAUGGGAGCUACAUUGUGGAACUUGAGAGGAAGGAAAAGGAAAAGGCUGCUGAGGAGCGUAGGCAGUUUGUGGCAGAAUACAGGAAAUUUUUGGAAUCCUAUGAUUUUAUUAAGGUGAACAGCCAAUGGUGAAAGGUUCAAGAUCGAUUAGAGGAUGAUGAAAGAUGCUCACGUCUUGAAAAGAUUGAUCGCUUGCUUUUCUUCUAAGAUUACAUUGAUGACUUGGAGAAGGAAGAAGAGGAAAAGAAGAAGAUACAGAAGGAACAAUUGAGACAUGCUGAGCAUAAAAACCGUGAUGCAUUUUGCCAGCUAAUGGAAGAACAUGUUGCUGAUGGCACUCUAACUGCUAAAACUUAAUGGCUUGAUUAUUGUUUGAAGGUAUAUCCCCUAUUUAAUUUUCUUCCCUUAAAUAUUUGAAGGAGAGCGGUUGAGAUCCAGCAUUGCAAGGUAUUGCAUUUUUGCAUCAGAAAUAGAUCCUAGCACGAAUU